AUGCUAUUUCACAAGGUCUUUCGGGGGCCCCUACCUCUUGUAAUUACAACUGUCUGUAUAAUUUUCUUUGGAAUUGGUAUUAUUAUUGGGCAUUUUGCAAUUCUUCAAUCGUCCACGAAAGUGAUAAACAGUCAAAAUGAGUGGAAGACAAAAGCAAAUGAUGAAUCAUUGGAGAAAGAUUAUUUUGUAAAUUUUGUAGAAAAGUUCUUACGUUCAGUCGAUCGAAAUAAAAUACGACAAAACCUCGAGUAUUAUUCUCAACGCACACAUUUGGCUGGCACGGACGACGAUUACAAAGAAGCCCUUUACAUUUCACAGAAAUGGCGUGACGAUGGACUUAGUGUAACAAUUCAUCCAUAUCAAGGCUUAUUAUCCUAUCCACAUCAAACACAGCCAAAUAUAGUAUCGAUUUUCAAUGGGAAUGGUGAUAUCAUAUAUCGCACAAAUGGUUCUGAAUUGACGUAUUCACAAGACGAACAUCUUCCUGUAAAACAAAUAGUUAAACCAUUCUUAGCUUUUACUCCAAAUGGCACUGUUCAAUUCGCAGAACAACACGGUGCAAUUGGAGUCAUUUUGUUCAGUGAUCCAGUAGAUUUUGCACCCUUAGGAACCACAGACGAAAGAGUUUAUCCAAAUUCAUUUUAUAUGCCAGAUAUGGGUAUACAACGUGGCUCAGCUUAUUUGGGAAGUGGUGACAUUUUAACACAGAAUUAUCCGGCAACGGAUCGAUACGUUAUAGUUGGAAAUCAUUUUGACUCUUGGACAUUUGGAAGUAUUGAUGAUGGAUCCGGAAUGGCGAUUAGUUUUGAAUUAGUGCGCAUAUUUGGAAUAUGGUUGAAAGCAGGUUGGAGACCAAAACGAAGUAUUGUUUUCUGCGCAUUUGGAGCAGAGGAAUAUAGUACGAUUGGCUCAAUGGAAUGGGUUCAGGUAGCGAAAUCCUCAUUUUAA
Didymodactylos carnosus is the source of this 948-nucleotide messenger RNA. The record is from the annotation of a GenBank genome assembly. Lineage: Eukaryota; Metazoa; Rotifera; Eurotatoria; Philodinida; Philodinidae.